Messenger RNA from Leptomonas pyrrhocoris, 3098 nucleotides. RefSeq lists its product as hypothetical. Bases 1944 to 3098 code for a protein of 384 amino acids. The transcript has a single exon. Gene Ontology annotation, molecular function: protein binding. The record is from RefSeq and is a predicted model, not a curated record. NCBI's taxonomy places the organism in Eukaryota, Euglenozoa, Kinetoplastea, Trypanosomatida, Trypanosomatidae.
GGAAAUCAAAAGGGCUGCGCUUGCACCGACAUCAUCACAGAAGAAAAAGAAGAAGAAUAUUUAUUUUCUAAAAAAAAAAGGCAAGAUGACUGACAUUCAGCUCAAGUCUCUGCUGAAAGGAGUCGAGGCGGAGCGUGGCGCCAUCGUGACCUGCCGUGAUCCGUCCGCUCUCGAGAUGAUCCUCCGCGUUGGCAGCAGCGACGCGCAUCAAGGCAGCAUCUCCGUCAUGUUCCAGAGAGGCAGCACUCGUACUAGCAGCUGCACGACCGCUGCGGGAGGGCAGAUGUUGUUUGUAAAUGCAAGCUACGCCAGCGCAUUGGAGGACGAGGUGCAGUCCUGGUUAGAUCCCUUCAAGACGGCCACGUCGGCAACUUCGCCUACGACGGCGAACAAGGAGCGUAAGCGCGUGCGCGGCGACAGCGGCAGCGAUGCGUCGUCGUUGGAAAGUGACUCGAGUUCCGAUUGAAGUGCAGGUGAGAAUAAAAUGCAAAUGGGUUUUUUUCUGUUUUCUGCUCUUGAGUUAUUACUAUUGCUAUUGUUGUUUUUCUUAGCUUGAAGCUCGUACUCGUCUUCGCUCGUCACUUUCCUUCUGCUCCUUUCUCUUUCUUUUUUUUUUCUUGUUUCCGGUCUUACGUGCGUCUGCUUGCGCGUCUCUUUUAUAUCACGGCUGUUGCAUCAAGUUGACGGAGAAGGAAAAGAAGGAAUAAUUAGAAGGCAAAAAUGGUGUCAACGCAAGAGCAACAACAGUGUGAAGGUCAGCGUUUCCCUGUACGAAUAUAUAUAUAUAUGCGUCUGCCGCACAGAUUGACUGUUGCAAAAAUGUCUUUCAGGUCUGGGUUUUGGGCAUAAGGCCCUCCCCGCACCCUCUCACUGCCGCUUCAUCUCCCGACAACAAUCUUUCUCUCUCUCUCUCCCUCUCUCGCGUAUCCCUAGUUUCUAUUCCGCAUACACGUCGAAACUUCUCAUACACGUAUCGGAACUAUUUCUUUCUUUAUUAUUACUAUUAUCCAGUGGUUUUACUUUUUCUUGCUGCUCUGUCUUCUCGUGUGCAUAUUUCUGUGUCUUUGCUUCCCCGUCUCUUGUGGGCCACCUCCGCCACCUUCGAUCACUCUUUCUUUCUUCUUUGUUUCGCGUGUUGGUGUUGGUUUUAUUCGGCAGUAUCGCCUCCCAUAGAUCGUUCGCUACUGCAAAGGAAGGACCUUCUCUGCGGCCGCCCCCGAGGUCGACAUGUACCUACUCGUGGACGGUGACUAUUUCCUCAGCGGCUUCGCGCCGUCCUCCGAGGAGGAGGUGAGGCGGGCCGUGGAGCGCCUGCUCUCCGCCAUCGAUGAGCAGCUCCUGCGUUCCGCCAGCGGUGGCAGCCCCGCCGCCGUCAUCGACCUCCGCCUCAUUUUCUUCUCCUCGGCACUGCUCGACGGUCUCGCAGCGGAGGCGCGGUCGUGCGUGAUAUCGUCGCUGCGCCGCUUGCGCUUUCAGGCAAUCGUCCUCGAGAGCGUCCGCGGUCGCGCCGGCACGCCGGUGGACGCCGCGCUGUGCUCGAAGGUUAUUCAGCUCGGCCUGCUGCCCUCCGUCGGUGCCGCCGCCGGCGCUGCAGCGCACGCAUUUUGCCUCGUCACGCACAACGCGUACGUCGCCACCGCCCUCGACCUCCUCGUGUCACGCGAGGGCGGGGAGGUGGUGUUUGUGGUGUACGCCGGUGACGAGCUCGCGGAGCCGCUGCUCGGCUUUGCGUCGGCGCGCUACGGAGCCAACGGUGGCGUGGCGACGAUGGCGAAGCAGGACGGCGUUUCGUUACACCAGACACGCAGUCCGCCAUCGCGGCUCUCGCGCUUGUACAGCAGCAGCAGCGCGGCAGCCUGCCGCUGUCGACGCUGACGGAGCUGAAGGCGCUGCAAACGAAGCUGCAAGCAGAAAACGCACACAGUACCACCGGUGCGACGGUGAUGAUGCCGUCCAUUCGACAGCCGGCGGCGGCUGCAGCGACGUCGCCACUGAAUCGUCCGCCGUCGGUGGAUGGCGCUCCUGCACUGCCCGGAGUGGAGGACUUAUUCGGCAGCCACAACACGCCGCCACAGGCGCAGCAGUCGCCCACCGCACCGCUGGCCUCGUCCUCAUCUGAUGACGCAGAUCCACAUCACGACGGCGGAAGCAGCUGUGAAGGGGAUCUGGGGAAGGCCCAUAGCGCCAUUCAGCCCCCACCGGAAGUGCCUUCCACAGUUAUGCCGAAGGUCCACACCAACGUCCAGCCGUCGCAGCAGCAGCAGCAGCAGACACCAGCAGCGGUGCCCUCCUUCUUCGCCGUGGGCCCCCCGCGCGUCGUCACAACGGCGACGUCGCCUGCCGCUGUUUCCAAACUCGCCACUGCCCCCACCGCGCUGCCGCCUCCGCUGCUGGUGCCGGUUGUCGCCGCCGCGGCGGUCGUGACCGGUGAGCCGGAGGUAUCCACCAUGCUGCCGAUCGAAUGGGCGCUGUUGUACGACCCGGCGCGUCAGCGUCACUACUACGCCUACACCGAUUCGGCCGGUCGGUCCCGCUCCACCUGGCUGCACCCCCUCGGAGAGGAGAAGCAGCGAGAGUUGGAGGAGAAGGUGCAGGCGUGGCGCCUGGCUCGCGUUGCCGCUGCGUUGUCGCCGCCUCAGCCUGCUCCACCGCAGCAGCAACCGCCACCAUCACAAUCACAGCUACCUGCGGUCGCGCUGCCGCAAGAGUGGGAACAACGCGUGGAUCAACGCACGGGACGGACCUUUUACGUAAACCACAUCACCAAGACGACCACGUGGACGAUGCCGACGGCGGUGCCUCCCCCCGCCUUCGCCGCCUCUACCAACUCUGCGCCAAAUGAGGAGUGGGAGGCCCGCGUGGACCCUGCGAGUGGGCGGACGUUUUACGUCAACCAUCGAACAAAGCAAACGAGCUGGACUCGGCCGGCACCCGUGUCACUGCCAGUGCCAGUGCCAGUGCCAGUGUCAUCGGCGUCGCCAACGCAGCCGACGCCGCUGCCGCCCAAUUGGGAGGCGCGUGUGGACCCCAGCUCGGGACGCACCUACUACGUCAACCACGCCACCAAGUCCACCACGUGGGAGCGUCCAUCGCACUAA